Molecule: messenger RNA, 3665 nt
Organism: Papaver somniferum (opium poppy)
Lineage: Eukaryota; Viridiplantae; Streptophyta; Magnoliopsida; Ranunculales; Papaveraceae
Product: kinesin-like protein KIN-7E, chloroplastic
Exons: 26
Coding region: 98-3349 (1083 amino acids)
Biological process (GO): microtubule-based movement
Molecular function (GO): microtubule motor activity; microtubule binding; ATP binding
Source: RefSeq, a predicted model, not a curated record
UUACUAACAAAAAUUAGAGAAUCAGAAUCUCAUAUGGAGGAGGACUGAUAUCUCUGUGGGACGGACUACUCAGAAAAAACUAAAAAACAAAAAUAAAAUGUCUUCAUCGAGGUCUCAGAGAUCCACCACCACCAUCUCCCCUUUCCGAUCAAGAAAACCACCAGUUCCGGUGGCUGCUACUCCGCCUUCUUCUUCAAAAUCUGCUGGUGCUCGUCCUACAACUCCUUCUUCUACUUCUUCUUCUCGUCCACCGCAUAAACUCUCACCAUCUCCUUUUGAAAUCAGUAAGCCGAAGGAAAAUGUCACUGUCACUGUUAGGUUUCGACCUCUCAGUGCAAGAGAAGUGAAGAAAGGGGAUGAGAUUGCUUGGUAUGCUGAUGGAGAUUACACUGUUAGAAAUGAGUACAAUACUUCAAUUGCGUAUGCCUUUGAUAGAGUAUUUGGUCCAGCAACAACUACACGCCAAGUUUAUGAUAUAUCCGCCCAGCAAAUUGUCAGUGGCGCCAUGGAAGGAAUUAACGGCACAGUAUUUGCUUAUGGUGUUACUAGUAGUGGAAAGACUCAUACGAUGCAUGGAGAACAAAAAUCACCUGGAAUCAUUCCAUUGGCAGUGAAGGAUGUCUUUGGGAUUAUACAAGAGACACCUGGAAGGGAGUUUCUUCUUCGUGUUUCCUAUCUGGAGAUAUACAAUGAGGUUAUUAACGACUUGCUUGAUCCAACUGGGCAGAACCUACGAAUACGGGAAGAUGCUCAGGGAACUUAUGUAGAAGGAAUGAAAGAAGAAGUUGUUUUGUCGCCUGCACAUGCUCUUUCUUUGAUAGCAUCUGGUGAAGAGCAUAGACACGUCGGUUCUAAUAAUUAUAAUUUACUUAGCAGUCGGAGCCACACUAUCUUCACGUUGACAAUCGAAAGCAGUUCGCGUGGUGACAAUCACAUGGAGGAAGAUGUAGCCUUAUCCCAAUUGAAUUUAAUUGAUCUUGCAGGGUCUGAAAGUUCUAAAGCGGAAACGAUUGGGCUGCGUAGAAAAGAAGGUUCAUACAUAAAUAAAAGCUUGCUUACACUUGGCACUGUGAUAUCCAAACUAACUGAUGCCAAAUCUACACAUAUUCCAUAUCGAGAUUCUAAACUGACACGUGUGUUGCAGUCCUCUCUUAGUGGUCAUGGACGGGUUUCACUUAUUUGUACUGUCACUCCUGCCUCAAGCAAUACCGAGGAGACACACAACACACUUAAAUUUGCCCAUCGUAGCAAGCAUGUGGAAAUUAAAGCUUCUCAAAAUAAGAUACUGGAUGAGAAAUCUGUAAUUAAAAAGUAUCAGAAGGAAAUUACUAGUUUAAAAGAAGAGCUGCAGCACUUGAAGCAGGGAGCAACGGAGAAACCUUAUGCUGUUGCUUCCAACCCGGAAGAUCUUGUUAGUCUGAAGCUUCAGAUGGAAGCUGGUCAAGUUAAAUUGCAGUCACGAUUAGAAGAGGAAGAGCAAGCUAAGGCAGCUUUAAUGGGGAGAAUUCAACGGCUGACAAAGCUAAUCUUGGUUUCCACAAAAAACACUUUAUCAUCAAGUACCCCUCAAAAGACGGGUUAUAGACAAAGACACUCCUUUGGAGAAGACGAGCUAAUAUAUUUGCCGGAUAAAAAACGAGAGUACCUUAUUGACGAUGAUGCCACUAGUAUGGAUUCAGAAUUUUCAGCAGAAGCAAGGUAUGAUGCCAACAAUGUAGAUGAGUUGGUCAAACGUGAUAAGAAGAGCAAGAGGCAUGGGAUGCUUGGAUGGUUUAAACAGCGGAAGCCGGAGAACCUUUCUGGACUAUCAUCUAGUGAAAGCUCCGUUGGUGGCUCACCAGCACCAUCUUCGAAGUCAUCACAACAUAAAGUAUUAGUGACUGACAUGAGGGAUGGACAGAGAAUGUCUGUUGGCAGAAGAGGGGAUGAUCCUUGUAACUUAUUCAAGACUGGAACUACAAUUACAGAUCAAAUGGAUCUACUCCGUGAGCAGGUGAAAACGUUAGCAGGGGAGCUAGCCUUGUGUAUCAGUUCUUCUGAAAGGUUGUCAGAGAAAGCAGCUAGUGACCCCGAAGAUUUGCAUCUUCAGGACCAAAUGCGGAAGCUUAAGGAUGAAAUCAGUGAGAAGCAGGGCCAUAUGCAUGAACUUGAACAACUGAUGCUUGGUUCUAUUGAGUCUACACCACGUGCAUCAAAUAACAUUGAGAUGUCUCAGGCACUGUCAAAGUUUGCUACUCAACUAAAUGAAAAAACAUUCGAUCUUGAGAUUAAAUCAGCAGAUAACCGAAUACUUCAAGAACAGUUGCAGAUGAAGAUGUCUGAGAAUGCUGAGAUGCAGGAAACCGUGCUUCUGCUAAGACAACAGCUUGAUUCUUUGUUAGUUAACAACUCUGGCCAGGCAGGUAAUCUUGUUGCAUCCACGAAUUGUUCCUCAGAGCAGUCUCGAGAAAAUAGAGAAUCAAAAGUUGAAAUUGGUUCAUAUGAAGAAGGCUCAAGUAGGUGCAAGUGCAAUGCUGAUAAGUCUUUGAGUUCUCAAGUCCUCAAGCAAGAUGCUGAAAUAAAGAAUCUUAAGCAAGAUAAUGCGAAGCUUACUGAAGAAAGGGAUGGAUUUGCAACUGACAACCAAAAUCUGGCCGAGGAAGCCUCAUAUGCCAAGGAGUUGGCUUCAGCAGCUGCUAUUGAGCUUAGAAAUUUGGCAGAAGAAGUAACUAAACUUUCCUAUGAGAACGCAAAAUUGACUGGCGAAUUGGCUGCACCAAAAGAAUCAGCUUACUGUAGAGCUAAUGCAUUAUCGAGAAAUCCAGAGGAUGGGAUGUUAAUUGAGGAGUUGCAGAACGAGCUUAUUGUGAGAUACCAAAGAGAAGCUUCUUUGGAGGCUGCUUUAUCUGAGAGAAUCAGAAGAGAAAGCGAGCUGGAGAAAAGAUUGGAUGAAGCAAAGCAACAUGAAGAAGAUUUAGAAAAUGAACUUUCAAACAUGUGGUUGCUUAUCGCAAAAAUGAGGAAAACUAGCAUUGAUCCUGAAGACUCGUACCUGGAGGGGGAACAAAAAAUAAAUGUUCCCCUCAAAAGCGCACAAAACGAAUACCCUUCCUCAAAUCAUGCCCGAAAUGGAACUUCCGAACCUGGCGUAAGUUGUGGCAACAUGGAAGAAUUAAGUACAUUAGAAGAAACAAGAGCUGGCUAUGAAACAGAAAAGAGAAGGUGUAGAGAGCUAGAAAGCAUUAUUUCCAAAUUAAAGGGCCAAGAUCUCAAUGGCCUAGAUAUUGCUGCUCUUGAAGAACUUCAGGACCUUCAUGUUGAGGCAAUCACAAAGAUUUGUCAUGCGAAGUGUGCAAAUCAUGUCUUAUAGCAUUUCAAGGUUACACUACACCACCAACACUUUGAGGAAUAAGGGUUUUGGGAGGUUUGAUGAGCAACUGUACAGUCAUGCAUGUAUAAAGCUAACCAGAAUCAUCCACCAACUAAAUCGGUUAACUUGGUUCAGUAGUACCUAACUCCUUUUCAUCUCUCUCAAUUAGGGGAAAAACACCAAAACAUGUACUGACAUUUUUUAUUUUCAUUCAUUUAUUUAUUUUUGCUACUAUGUAAUCAACAUAAUUCUACAAUGUCUGUGACAAUUAUUUGCACAUGUACAACUUUUAAUGUAAAGCAGAACAACAAAAGCU